AUGUCGGACGACUACGACGAUAUCCUCAACUCGCUCGAUGACGAUAACAACUAUUACUCUCUCGAGGGGGACAACUUAUCCCCCUCGCUUCAAGCCUGGUCUAACUCUGCCGACGUUGAAGAGUUUGACCUCGACAGCUUCAACCUUUCUUCUGGCUCUGAUUCAUCAUGGGUUGACCCUUUAGAAUCUGCCAUCACAGCCACCCGCAACGGGUCAGCGGCUGUCCUAAGCACACUUUCGCAAUUCACCGCCAUUCUUUCUCAGACAGGCAUUCAUGGACCCCGUCUCCUCAAAGCGUUCAACCUAACCGCACAUGCUACCAAGAUCGGCGCGGGCGCCCAAUUUACAGUAUACAAGGACCCGAUCUUCGAAGGAGAGGUCAUCAAGCGCGUCAAUGUCUCCCUUCCCAGUAGGACCGAGCAACGCUUUACAGCGAGUAACGACUAUCGCACUCAACUCAAAACUCUGGAGCUGGAGAUUUUAUCUCUUUGCAAUCCUGUGUUGCGCACACAUCCAAACAUUACUAGUCUCGUUGCAUGGGGGUUUGAUUUCCCUUUUGCGAAUUUGGCCGUACCUGUGCUGUUUAUGGAGGCGGCGAUUAUGCCUUUGGGGGACUUUCUCAGCGCUGAGGCUAGGUCAAUUGAUACAAGGUAUCAGUUUGCGUUGGAUAUAGCCAAUGGACUGGAAGCGCUUCAUCACCUCAAAAUAAUUCACGGAGAUAUCAAGCCCGACAACGUGCUUGUGUUUACUGGUCGCAGUGAAAGUGUGCCCUUCCGGGCUAAACUAAGUGACUUUGGUGUCUGUCUUGAUUUGGAAGCUUCUGAUGGACAGUUUUCUCUAACUGACUAUUGUGGCACGAAAGCCUGGUUGGCACCUGAGCGGGAACGUGAAGAUGUCUCAAAGUUUGGAGGAUUUUCGCCGGAUCUGAUGUUCAGAUUUGAUGCAUACAGUUUUGGCCUGGUGCUCUUGUCUUUGUUCACAGGGAAUGGACAGGUGCCAGAUCUGGACAAGACACCCGCAAAGGUCCCGGAUCAGGUAUCAAAGCUGCUCAACAGCCAAAAGGACAUAAACUCAGAUAUGCGUAUGGAGUUGCGCAAGGGUAUCUUGAAUCAUCUCUCCGAAGACCCCAGAGAUCGAAAACUCCCAAGUCCAAAUCUGCUGAAAGUCGACAGCCCUGCAUAUGCGUCCUGGCUUGCAUCAAUACAGUCAAGCUCUGUGGGCACCCACGUUGGCAUCAUUGACCCUGUCUAUAACAAAGGUCCAUUAUUUUGGUACAGACUCGAUCAAAGCAUUCGCACUGAGCUCGAGACACAGUAUGCGCUCAGCAAAGAUGGCAAUGCCCCUCCAUUCGGAGGCAAUGUUCUUUUUGGAAUUGCACAAACCAUCACCGGUGCGAAGCCAUCAUAUCUUGACCGUUUAUUGAUGUAUAUGGGGGAUGCAGCGAGAGGGGGAUUCUCACCUGCUAGAGCUAUAUAUGCACAAAUCAUGGAGGCGCAUAAUCAACCACUCGAGUUCAGCGAAGAAGAGUUGAAGAAAUGGACGUUGCAAGCUGUCUCUGAAGGUUUUUUCUUUGAAGGUUCCCGAUACGGACAGAAGGAAAUUGAGGAAUCAAGAGACAAGUUCAGGAAGCAGGGUGGAUUUUGCUCAGAUCCAUUCUUGGCCAAGAAGGAUGUCAAAGCAGCUAUGAGCGCCGAAAAGGCAAUGGAGUGGGUAUCUAAGAAUGGCAUUGUGGUUGACCGCAAAGGAAACACAAUACUGCAUGUUGCCUCGGCUUUGGGCGCGACUGAUGUUGUCCAAGAGCUACUGGACUCGGCGAAAGUAGCAGUGGACGUGGAAAAUGAUGAAGCUGAGACAUCCCUAUACAAGGCGUUCCAGGCCGGCCAUACAGAUGUUAUCGAGCUCCUACUUGAACAUGGUGCAAGCGCGCGUACCAGGACUCGACAGAAUAUCACUCCCUUGCAUUGGCUGUUCAUGCUUCCGGAUCAUUUAAUUGAUCGUAUUGCGAAAUUGAUGGUCGAAGGAGGGGCUGAUGUCAAUGCUGUCAUCGAGCCCGUCGUAAAGGAAAACAGCGGUGGAUAUCCAGAAAAGAUUCAGAUAUUCCACUAUCCGUUUGAACUUCCCCAUGGCACACCGUUUCAUUGGGCAUGUUUCUUCCGACACACGGCAGCUAUGGACGCUCUUCUUUCCCUCGGAGCGAACAUAAACGCAUUCUAUCACGGUUCUGAUGCUUCAUCGACACCACUUGCGUUGACGGCAUAUUUUGGUGAGCCCGAGAUAGCCAGUUACUUGAUAUCUCAUGGUGCGGACGGCACUCUGGUUGAUUCGAACGGACGAAACACUCUGCAUGGGAUCACCAAAUACUUCCCCGACAAGCAUGGCUACCUACCUCAUCACUGGCAUUAUUGGAUCCGUCAUGGGCCUUGGGAGAAGCAUUUGACCCAGAUGUCACAGUUGGUUCAACUUUUGAUCAAGGCCGGAGCAGACAUGGAUGUCAAAGACAAGGUUUACCCUCGCUUAAGUCCCAUGGCCGCAGCCGCCGAUCUGGGAGUAUGGGAUGGUGGAAUGAUAUGCGCACUGUUAGACGCAGGAGCUGAUCUCGGAAUAUCGAUUAUAUCUGGCGGCGGGGGUACAGUGCUCCAUGGUUGGGUCUCUACCGUGGGACCCCGUCUGGAUUAUCCCGAGUCCUACCUGCCGACUCUCAAAAAGCUCGUGCAGGCUAUGCCAAACAUAAACAUCAGUAACGAAUUUCAAGGAGACACCCCGCUUCACUUGCUAGCAACGAUUUAUCACCCAGAGGAUGAAUUCGAGGCAGCAUGUGAGAUUUUACUCAAUCACGCAACACCAGCAGACAUCAACGCAAAGGCCCGUCGUGGAGAAACUCCACUCUCCAUAGCCUUAGAGACAAAUCUCGAUCCAGCCCGCCGAGGCCAAUUCCUACUUGACAAGGGCGCAGAUCCCCUCAUCCUCCAUGCCUGGGAACGAGACAUCUUCUAUUCAAUUGCCAAUAACGUCGUUUUCACCGACCAAGCCAGUUGCGAUCUAAUCCAAACCUUCCUCCUCCAACUAAACUCCGACAUCAAACAAGCCUACAAAGAGCACUAUCUCUCUAACACAAACAGCCACGAAACCCUCAUCGCGGCCGCAAGCCGCGGAAAACCACUAACAGUGAAACUCUUCCUCUCCAUAGGCCUCACCAGUCAAAUCAACAGACCCGAUACAUCAAAAACCCCACCCUGGACAGCCCUAGAUCAAGCCCUGCACUCCGCAGAAAUCGGUCGUCGUAUGCACAUCCAACACCUAGCAUCUUACAAAGCUGGCGCAGCUCGGACGAAUGCACUCGAAUCUGAUCUUGUUUACGAUCCGAGUCAAGGUCCGCCAGCGCGGGCGGCGGAAUCGUACAGGGGUUUCCCGGAGGUUAUACGGAUUCUGCGAGAUGCGGGGGCGAAGCGGACUUGUGAGAUUGAGAGGAUGUCAAAUGGAGAUUAUAUUAGCCAGCCGAGGGAGUGGGAUGAGGAGGAGAUUCAGCAGUAUGGGUUUACUCCGGAGACGCAGCCUAAUCUUGAGGCUUGGAAAGAGUUGUAUGACUUGGCUAGAUACAGUGGGCGAGGCUGGUUGGGUAAGCUGACUGGUGGAAAAUUCGGUAUUUAA
Penicillium subrubescens is the source of this 3648-nucleotide messenger RNA. RefSeq lists its product as uncharacterized. Gene Ontology annotation, biological process: protein phosphorylation. Gene Ontology annotation, molecular function: ATP binding; protein kinase activity; protein binding. The transcript has 3 exons. Bases 1 to 3648 code for a protein of 1215 amino acids. Lineage: Eukaryota; Fungi; Ascomycota; Eurotiomycetes; Eurotiales; Aspergillaceae. Gene Ontology annotation, cellular component: cytoplasm; nucleus. The record is from RefSeq and is a predicted model, not a curated record.